Ectocarpus siliculosus is the source of this 987-nucleotide messenger RNA. The record is from the annotation of a GenBank genome assembly. NCBI's taxonomy places the organism in Eukaryota, Phaeophyceae, Ectocarpales, Ectocarpaceae.
UACCCCUUCUCCUGCUGUGCUGAGUGCUGGUGCCGACUGCUGUCCCUCAUCUUAUCUAUCGAGGGAAGAGGGCUGCGCUGUACGAUGCGUUUCGCCACGGCGGUCCCUGUGCUGGUUGCCCUGCUUGGCCAGAGCUCGUCGGUGCAAGGUCGACAUGUUGCCCACUCCGGUUCAAGAGUAGCAGUAGCAGGCAGGAAGUCCCAGCAACAGCAGCCCAAUGGUGCGAGCAGGCAGCAGCUAGCCCAACUUCAGCGUCUUAGUCAGGUUCGAGGUGGUGCCACGCUCUCUGCGACGGUGGUAACAGCAGGAGCAACCGGCGAAGACCGAUUGACGCGAAUGAGGGGGGGGCGCACGUCUGAUACAGUUGUCUUGGUAGAAGCGCUCGUCGAGACCGCUCUAGAGAGCGGUCUCAUCGUCGGCUUCGUCGGCGCUGCGGAGUACCUGGCGGCGCGCUACCUGUCCGACACCAAGUUCUCGGAGGUGGCGAGGCUGGCGCUGUGGACGGCGGCCGUGUUCGUGUCCGGGGCCGCCACGGCGGGGCCAAAGAAGUGGCUCGAGAAGUCACAGCUGUUCAACAUCGACGUUCCCAUCGGGAAGGACUGGUACACGAACCUGCGCAAGCCUCGGUGGAACCCGCCGAACUGGGUGUUCCCCAUCAUGUGGAUACCUCUCAAGAUUCUGCAGGUGUUCGCUUGCUACGAGAUGUGGGACAAACUGGAAACGCGAAGCUGCGUUGCCUUGCCGGUGGUGGUAUACACCGUCUACAAGUCGCUCGGGGACGUCUGGAACAAGGUGUUCUUUGAGAGACGCCGGCUCAAGAUGGGCACAGUGGUCAUCUCUCUGUACUACUUGACUCUCCUUGCCGGCAUCAAGGUUUUCUUCGAUGUGAGCGAUAGAGCGGGGUACCUCUUCGCCCCCACGGCGGCUUGGGUAACGAUCGCCACGUGCUUGCAGGUACUGUUCUUACGGCAUGUGCAUGUGCACUGA